Messenger RNA from Salvelinus fontinalis (brook trout), 12618 nucleotides. Its product is annotated as trinucleotide repeat-containing gene 18 protein-like. The record is from RefSeq and is a predicted model, not a curated record. NCBI's taxonomy places the organism in Eukaryota, Metazoa, Chordata, Actinopteri, Salmoniformes, Salmonidae. Gene Ontology annotation, molecular function: DNA binding; chromatin binding.
UUAACCUGUACCUAAGCAGACCGUAAGUAGUCCACAACAAGAAGCAACUGCUAGAAACCUGGAAUUAAUUACGAGUUGACCAUUCAGGCUUUUCUUUCCCAGCACGAAAAGUCCCGUUUUUAAUUUGAUGAUUUAAUUGUUUCAGAUAACCCACAUAAGAGUCAUUCAGGACUACCGUUUAGAUAAUUAUUCUACAUUUUAAAAACAACGCGAGACUAGCCGAGUCUAAUCGCUUGGCUGCAUUUGGCAUAAACACAAAUUAAAUGUUAUUAUCAGGCUGUUUUUAGUGUGUUUUUUUUAAAUACACACGAACUAAAACUGACUCGGCAGUAGGCUUGCCAUCUAAUGUUAUAUAAAUAGUAUUUUCUUACGUUUGAAACAUUUUCCGCCGAGGAGUUGUGUGAACAGCCGUUUUGGUGUGAACGGGCUGGGGUCAGAUCAUCCAGGCAGCAUCGGUGAUAUCUUAAACACUAACUGCGGAUCAAGAGGCUCCAACACACCGCUAAACUCUUCUGAUAAACGAAGCGGUGCUCUUCCGCAACCGUAUUUUAUUUCUUUUUUUAACCCGUUUGACAUAUAUAUUUGAUGCGCCUGUGAUAUUUACGGUGUAUUGGUUUUUAUAUCGAGCCGUUUGGUCCGUGGAGCUGGCUGGUUCAGGGCUGACGGAACAACUCGGCCAUCGAGGCUAUUCUAGAAGGAAUCCAUAUUAUAGAAGGAGUCCAUUUGACGACGAGUGUUUUUGGCUGGACGGGGUUUUGGAUCAUUUGGGAUCCUGAUACCUCCAGUCUGUUCCAACUAACCGCUCAGUCCACUGCCCCGCUAUGCGGGAAGAGCGACGGCUUCACCGUCUGCCUGAGAGUCGUGGAAGAAACGCAGCUGGUCAGCUACACCGUUCAAUAAUCAUAUUAUUAUUAGCACACAGUGGCUCAUAUGAAGGGUCUCUACAACUGCUUAACCGUUAUUCCCAUAUGCGUGUUUAUGGAAGAUUGUAAAUUAAGUUUUUUUAAAGUGUUUUUCUAAACUGCGUCAUUGCCCCUCUAAUGGACCGAGCUCCGUAGAUUCCGGUUAGGCUCUUGGGUAAAAACGACUGAAAAUCUCCCAAAAAAACGUUUGUUACUAGUCUUAUGAUCUGACCUCGGCAGAGACAGACGUACGGUGUGAUUGUGUGUCAAGCGAUUUGCUGGGUGUUUUUAUAGGUCAGGAUGUCGAUGGGCAUGGAUCCACAGGGAGACCCACAGCCAGCCUAGCCUUCAGCGGCUCUUUGGGAACACUAUCCCGGACACAGUACUAGCACCGGACGGCCCCCCCCAACACUGGAGAAUGGAUGGCCGAGAUUUCGGCCCCCCUCGGUCUGUCCAUGUACCCCCUCCCCUGUUGGCUAUGGAGACCCACCGACUCAGUUCUGCUGCUGCAGCCAGGAGGAUCCCUCCCUCGCCCGGACACUUGGGCACAGGGCACCCAGCAAACCUUCACGUCGGGAAAUUCCUUCCAUCUGUCAUGAACCUCCAUCCACAUCACAGUGAUGCCUUCCCAGCAGCCUCCAGUCCCUUCCUGCCGGGCUAUUCCGGCCACUCCCCCCUGACCUCUGACCCAGCCUACAGAUCACCCAAUCAGAUGGCUCAGCUCUGGGCCUCACACGCUGCCGCCCACGAAGGCUACGCCCCUCUCCCAGGCGGUCUGUACCCCAGCCCCUACCACCUCCCCCUGGGUAACCUGGAGCCUCCUCCCCCCUCGCUGGGCUUGGCUCAGCACCACCACCUCUACAACGCACCACACCAAGAGAGGUUCUUCCUGCCAGUGUCGUUACCCCAGCCGCCCCUCCAACCCUCCUCCGUCCCCCCCAGCUCCACCCCCCAGAGUAGCUCCCGGGAUGGGGGCAGGGACCGAGGCCGCGAGGAGAGGGAGAGAGAGGCGCCUCAGGAGGGGGGCAGGGAUCGAGACAGACUCUACCGUGAGGAGAGGGAGGAGCCUCAGGAGGGGGGCAGGGAUCGAGACAGACUCUACCGAGAGGAUAGAGAGGAGCCUCAGGAGGGGGGCAGGGAUCAAGACAGACUCUACCGUGAGGAGAGAGAGGAGCCUCAGGAGGGGGGCAGGGAUCGAGACAGACUCUACCGUGAGGAGAGGGAGGAGCCUCAGGAGUCGGACAGAGACAGACCCUACCGCGAGGAGGGAGACAGAGGAGAGAGGGAGAGAGAGGAGCCUCAGCAGGGGGGCAGAGACAGACCCUACCGCGAGGAGAGAGACAGAGGAGAGAGGGACCGGUUGAGAGAGGAGUCUCGUCCAUACAGUGUGGUAGAUCUGACACGGGAUGGGAGGAGUGGAGAGAGAGAACGCCACAGAGACCGAGAGAGAGAAAGAGAGGCUUUCCUCCACCACCCCUCUGCUCCUCCCCCCCUCCGGGGCUCCUCCUCUUCUGGGCGUUACCCAGAGACUGAAGACACACCCAUUCGCUCCCCCAGCCCUAACCCCAGCCCCCCCACACACACAGACAGGCUGAGGAAGACUGAAUCUACCUAUAGCGGUGGACUCCUCCCUGGCCCCACCUACCCUGCACACCGGGAGCCUAUCAGGGAACAGCGUGUGAGCGCGCCCACUUACGUGCCUUCUGUGGAGGUCUACGAUGAGCAGAUCGGCCCGAUUCAGAUCGCUUCGCAGGCCAGGGACAAACACGACAAACAGAGAGAGAGGGAGAGAGAAAGGGAGAGGGAGAGAGAAAGGGAGAGGGAGAGAGAAAGGGAGAGGGAGAGAGAAAGGGAGAGGGAGAGAGAAAGGGAGAGAGAGAGGUUUCCUGAAAAGACUCUAUUGGACCGUCGUGCUUCUCUUCCUGGUGAUUUGUCCAAUCAGAGAGAGCGGGAGGAGGGCUCUGUGAUCUGCUCCAACGGUUCGGCUCUGAAACGAGACGGUUACGUCAGACAAUCAGGGUUCAGCCCGGACCCCAGGGACACUCCAAAACAUGCCAUCCGAUUGGGCUUGGAGCGGGUGGGGGAAGGGCCUAAAUGGAACCCCAUCAGCCCAUUGGCCAACUACGCCACCAGUCAUAUGGCAGCUCUGGCCUCCCAGCACAGACACACACACGUUCAACCCUCACACCAUAACCAGCAGGAACUCAACAGACCCCCAUCCAACCCCCACACACCCCAACCCUCACACCAUAACCAGCAGGAACUCAACAGACCCCCAUCCAACCCCCACACACCCCAACCCUCACACCAUAACCAGCAGGACGUCAACAGACCCCCAUCCAACCCCCACACACCCCAACACAGACACACACAUUCCCCCCACCCUCUGCCCCAACCCCAGAGGGCAGAGGAGGGACAGAGGCGCUACUUGGACACCUCAGCCCUGUACCGCCCAGUGGGGGGAAGGAGAGGCAGCGGGGGAGGAGGGUCCGAGGGGGGAGCAGAAGGAGGAGAGGUGUCGGCCAUGCAGAGUCUAAUCAAAUACAGCGGGACCUUCCCACCUGAACGGCAGGGGUCCUUCGGUCAGAACACGGACAACCAAGCCGCGUUCGGAGGGCUGGCGUUCAUGAGACUGGAGGGGGGAGGAGGAGGAGGAGGAGGAGGAGCGGGUGGGAGGCUGAUGAAGAGAGAGCGGGAGCGCCCCGACAGCACCCGGGCGUUGGGACGCGGCGAGGGGCCAGGCGAGGGUGGGGGAGAGCUCCGGCACCCUCCUGUCGGGAUAGCUGUGGCCGUGGCCAGACAGAGGGACAGUAGCAAUACAAACUCACAGAGACCUCUAGUACCGCACGCAGGGGUUAAAGACGAGGAGCGGGGGGACGAGCGAGCCCGUCACCGUGGCGAUAGACUGGGGUGCCUGGAGCAGGAGAAGUUGCUCAGAGAGAGUAAGGAGCUGGCAGAGUUCACGCAGAUGCAUCCCCCCCUGGUGUCCAGCGCCCUGACCUCUAACCUCAUGGUGACUGGAGGCUCCGCCCGCUGGCCCCACGACCCCUCCCCCCUGACCUCUCACCACUGGAUGCCCCGUCAAGGAGCACCGCCCAUCUGGCUGUCGGGAUCCCCCUACGGUUUAGGCCCCUCUCCGCUGCACCAGGCCCUCCCUCCCUACCAGCUGGCUAGAGACCCCCAGUCAGGACAACUAAUGGUUAUAGCUACAGAACACAUCCCACGCUACGGAGGAGAUGUGAUGGAUGGAGGUGGCGCCCCCCUGUGGCCAGGGGCGUACGGAGCAGGGAGUUCUCUGCAACAUGCAGCUCAGCUCCAGAUGUUGUCACAGCAACAGUUGCUGAGGCAACAUGAACUGGUGAUGAUUCAACAACAUGCUGCUCAGGUCCUGGAGCUACAGAGGAACGCUCACCUGAUGGAGCGUCUGAAGGCCAGUGAACAGAGGGCGGAGCUAGAAGAGAAGACCAAUAAGAGGAGUUCCGAGCCCAAACGCCGCCCCUCGCCACGCCCCACUCCCUCCCCCUCCCUCCAAUGCCAUAAAACUCCCCUCCGUUCGCCUCCCCCUUCCACCUCCUCCCUCACCCCCCUGUCCUCCCCCAGGCCCACUCUCCAGAGAGAGAGGUCUCACCCUUCCUCUCCCCUCCCUCGCCCCCCCGCCCCACACUCUGCCUCCCCCCUGAGACCCAAGCAGGACGAGGGAGAGGAGGGGGGGAGAGAGAGGGGGGAGAAACAGACCACCGCUCCCUUUCACCGAAUCUACACAGAUAUCACCCCUGGUUACCGUUACCAGUCCAUCACCGCUCCGUUCAGCGCCCCGUUCCCCCCCUGCCCCCAUCCAGCAGGGGGUGACACACACCCCUCGGUCUCCUCUCUGCCGCCUCUGCCCCGGGCCACAGCUCCAGACGUGACGCCUCGGGGCCUGGAGCUCCGGCCAGACCAAGGGACCGCGCUGAAGCGUGACCCCGACCAGGAGGCACCCCAGCUGGGCAUGAGUCCUGCUGCCCUGGGCCUGGAGCUCCGGACCUCCAGCCCUCCAACCCUCAGCCAAGUAGAGAGAGACGGAGAGUCAAGCCUCAAACGCACACAUCUCACGCACGCACAAUUACACACACAUCCCAGCCUUACACACCCACAUAAACACACCAGCCUCCCCUCAGCCCCCCAGCCCCGUCCUCCUCUGCCACACAAACACACCAGCCUCCCCUCAGCCCCCCAGCCCCGUCCUCCUCUGCCACACAAACACACCAGCCUCCCCUCAGCCCCCCAGCCCCGUCCUCCUCUACCCCCCACACAGCCACAAGAACAACAGACCGAGGAGGAGGAGGAGGAAGAGGAGACAGGAGAGGUCAAGAUGGAGAUGUUGACCUACGGCUGCCGAGGAGCCUGUCAGCUCCCUCCGUUCGUCCCGAAGGUGGAGACUAAACCAGAAGUCACAAAGAAGUCGAGCCCGGCCCAUUACCCAUCGUGCACCACGGCGAGCGCCGAGCGAGCGACCUUUAGACCCAGUCCCGACACUCACGCGUCCUCUCCUCCCCCUCUCUCUCCCUGCCCUCCCCCUCCCUCCCCUCUAAACAUCGUCCCUGAUCACCCCAUGGCUGGUAUGAUGACACUGUUGGCUGCCAGUCAGAUGCCCCAGGCUGCCCCUCCUGCCCUAACCACCCUGCUCCAGACAGAGGCCUCCUCGCUGGGGAGACACGUGGCCAGUCCUGGGUGUCUGGAGGUCUGGGCUCUGGAGGGGAUGACUCUACUCAGCGACAUGGCUUCACUAGAGAUGGACAGAAUACAGCUGGAGCAGGGUCAGGUGUUGAGUGGUCUUGACAGCCUGUUGGAGGCAGGUAGAAAGGUGUUGCUGGAGGCCAUUGAGAGCCAGUCUCACAUCGACCUCCCCAGACAACUACACCCCAGCAAGAUCUACAGCUGGAGGAUGAGGACAGACCCACAGGAGCAGCUCUUCAGUAAGGUGUGUGAUCGAGGGGAGAUGCAACAUCGGAUGAGGUUAGCGGAGCUACAGAGGCAAUACAAGGAGAAACAGAGACAACUAGACAAGCUGACCUCUGACCCCCAAGAGGUUCAGCAGCAGGUGGAGGAGAGGCGGAGUCUAACCAGACGUGGGCGGGGCCGACCCAGGAAGAGGAAACGUUUAACGACGCCCCCUGGCAAACUGGAGUCCCGGACAGGAGAGCUGGGCAGGACGGUGCGGUACUCUGAGGUGGCUGACGGAGGGAGGAAGAGAUUCCACUGUUCCAGAGAGGAGGACGAGCUGCAGGGAGGAAGAGGAGGAGAGAAGAGGAGUUGGCAGGAUCAGGAGCCGUCCACCAGUCACUCUCUGGAGGUCUGUAAGGCUCGUCGUGUCGCUCUGUGUGACCAGGAGCAGCUAGCCUGUGACCUGGACAGAGCUCUCUCCCUGUCCGUACUCAGCCGCCGGCCGCCCUCUGACCCCAGCGGGAGGGAUGGAGAGGUGACCCUCUCGUCUGGAGGGAAACAGAAGGUUAGAGGUGAGAGGAAGACGGUUUCUCCUCCUCUUCCUCACUCCUCCUCUCAGCGCUCCAGCUACGACUACAACUCGGACUCUGAAGAGGAUGUCCCUCGGGGGGGCUGUCACCCCUCCUCGGGGUUGCGACCUCACACAGCCCCGCCCAGGAAGAGACCGUCCCCCUCCUCGUCCAAUCAGGCGGCUCGGGAGAGGAAACAGAAGCACUUAUCCCUCCUGCUGCAGGAGGCGGGGCUUAGCUCCUCCGACGACUCCUUCGAUCAAGAGUCCUCCACUGAGGAGGAUGACGAUGAUGAGGAAGAGGACGAGUCGUCGCGCUCCGAGGGGAGUGAGCUGGAGGAGAGUGGGUUGGGCCUGCUGGCCCGGUUCGCAGCCAGCGCCAUCCCGGUAAACCCCGUCCCGCUGCCCCGUCUCCACGACAACAAACACCGUAGCAGGCAAAGCAUUCUGGGUGUCGGUUCUGGUUCUGGUUCUGACCUUCGUCUGAGGAAGUUCCCCUCUCUGCUCCACGGGAAACGCUCCGCUCCCCAACUCCCCCUGUUACCCCCGGCAACGCGCCACGGCGACCAGACGAGCAACGAGACCUCGCCGGUCAAACGCAAACCCCGCCCCUCUCCCCGGUCGCCCCGGAGUUUCACCUUUGACCCCCCCGGGGGGCUAGGGGGAGGGGCUAGCGAGGAGGAGGGAUGGACACGCAGACGUAGCGAGAGGAUUUUCCUUCAUGAUGCCUCCACCAAUCAGAUCUCUCCCCCCGGCAAAGACCCUCCGAUCAGCACUAAGCCCGCCCCCAGACCUAAAACCACACCCAGGGAAGGGAAAGACUUGAAGAAGAAGAGGCUGAAGGACUCUCCCCUGACCCCGCCCUCUCUGUCUAGUCCAAUCACAGAGAGCCCUGUAGCCCCUCCCCUCAGCCCUGCACGCAAGAGCCAAUCAAAAGCCAAGGCUAAACCCCGAGAGGCUCGUGGAGCGGUCAGUAGGCUGAUGAAGAGUAUGGAGGCCGACGAAGACUUCGAACCCAGUCAGGACAGCAGCUUCUCUGAAGACGAUGGACCUCCUCCUCGGUCACACAGCAGUCCGGCUGAGAGGACUCUGUCGUCUGCUCCGGUCCAGUGUGUGUUAGAUAAAGACUCUCUUCAGGAUGGUCUGCGGGUUCUGAUCCCCAUGGACGAUCAGCUGCUGUAUGCUGGACACGUCAACACCGUACACUCCCCGGACAUUUACAGUGUGGUGGUGGAGGGAGAGAGAGGGAACAGACCUCAUAUCUACUGUCUGGAGCAACUCCUGCAGGAGGCUAUUGUGGACGUGAUUCCUCCGUCAGUGUGGCAUCUUCCGGAAGGCUGUCGUGUCGCUGCAUACUGGAGCCAACAGUACCACUGUCUCUACCCCGGCACCGUAGUCAACGGUAACGCACAGUACCGCUGUCUCUACCCCGGCACCGUAGUCAACGGUAACGCACAGUACCACUGUCUCUACCCCGGCACCGUAGUCAACGGUAACGCACAGUACCACUGUCUCUACCCCGGCACCGUAGUCAACGGUAACGCACAGUACCACUGUCUCUACCCCGGCACCGUAGUCAACGGUAACGCACAGUACCACUGUCUCUACCCCGGCACCGUAGUCAACGGUAACGCACAGUACCACUGUCUCUACCCCGGCACCGUAGUCAACGGUAACACACAGUACCACUGCCUCUACCCCGGCACCGUAGUCAACGGUAACGCACAGUACCACUGCCUCUACCCCGGCACCGUAGUCAACGGUAACGCACAGUACCACUGCCUCUACCCCGGCACCGUAGUCAACGGUAACGCACAGUACCACUGUCUCUACCCCGGCACCGUAGUCAACGGUAACGCACAGUACCACUGUCUCUACCCCGGCACCGUAGUCAACGGUAACGCACAGUACCACUGUCUCUUCCCCGUCACCGUAGUCAACGGUAACGCACAGUACCACUGUCUCUACCCCGGCACCGUAGUCAACGGUAACGCACAGUACCACUGUCUCUACCCCGGCACCGUAGUCAACGGAAGUUCAGACGGUGAUGACAGUGAUGACCUCAUCGCGGUGGAGUUUGACGACGGGGACACGGGUCGUAUCCCCCUCUCCCACAUCAGACUGCUGCCCCCCGACUACAAGAUACAGUGUGCUGAGCCCUCCCCCGCGCUGCUAGUGGCCAGCUGCUCCAGGAGGCGUGUCAGGAAGUGCAGCAAGGACACCAGUGAGACGAGGCCUAAAGCAGGGGACUCCGCCCCCAAGGGCAGAGGGAGACCGGCCAAGAAACCCAAACCUGAGCCCCCAGUGAGCCCAGACCCCCAGGAGAAGAUGUCCCCCCCGGUACCCAGCCAGGCUCCAGACAGACCUCAGCUCCCCAUCAGACCAGCCCAAGACAGGCCUUCCUCCUCCCAGAGACCUGCUCAGGAAAGACCCCUGUCUGCUCCCAGGCCGGGACCAGGCCGACCCUCCAAGCCCACCAGCAGCCCCAGCCUGCCUGCCUCCCCACGCAGCCAGAACCCCAGGAGACCCAGCUCAGACCAGGCCUCUCCCAAGCCUCCAUCUCUCUACCACCCAGCCCCUUACGGGAAGAUACUACGGGUGGACCUGUACAGCCAACCCAAUCUCGCCUCUUGUAACGUCAACACCCAACCUAACCCUAAACCCAACCCUAAGUCUAAACUCUCCCCUCCACUACUUAAACCCAACCCUACUUCCCUUACCAUCAGACCAAACCCUCUUCUACCUAACCCUAAAACGAACCUUACCUCCGUACCAAAAUCCAAACCUAGACCUAACUCUACAGCAGAACACCCCAGACCUGGACCUGCAGAUAACUUUAAACCUGAUCACGACAAACCCAGAACCGUUCCCAAAGCAAUCUCCAGACCCAAACAGAACCAUAACAAACACAGACCCACCUCGGAUCCUUCUACCAGGCCUAGAACCAGCUCCGGGCCCAGCUCUAGUACCUCCAAACCUAGAACCAGCUCCGGGCCCAGCUCUAGUACCUCCAAACCUAGACCCAGCCCUGGACCCAGCUCUAGUACCUCCAAACCUAGAACCAGCUCCGGGCCCAGCUCUAGUACCUCCAAACCUAGAACCAGCUCCGGGCCCAGCUCUAGUACCUCCAAACCUAGAACCAGCCCUGGGCCCAGCUCUAGUACCUCCAAGCCUAGAACCAGCCCUGGGCCCAGCUCUAGUACCUCCAAACCUAGAACCAGCUCCGGGCCCAGCUCUAGUACCUCCAAACCUAGAACCAGCUCCGGGCCCAGCUCUAGUACCUCCAAACCUAGACCCAGCCCUGGACCCAGCUCUAGUACCUCCAAACCUAGAACCAGCUCUAGUACCUCCAAACCUAGACCCAGCUCCGACCACUCUGCUGCCAGAUCCAGAGCGGACCUUAACACCUUUAUUCCGGGUAUCUCCAGACCCAGGCAUGUCCCGGGGGAGGGCGGGCAGGGCGGGGGGCGACAGGGGCGUAAGGCCCUCCCAGAGGAACCCCUAGUGAAGCUGGACCACGAAGGCGUGACUUCGCCCAAGACCAAGAAGACCAAGGCUCUGAUGCUGCUGGAGGGGAGGAGCAACUUACGGCAAGAACACACACCCAUCGCCACGGCCGCAGCCGUCCAGACGCCGGCGAGGGUAAAGGGGAGGGCUCCGGAGAGCGAGGCGGGCCUGCUGGGGAGAGAACCCGCCUACAGAACGCCUUCUCUGGGCAGAGAAAGAGACCGAGGUGGAGGGGGAGACAGAGAACCAAAGAGAGAGGAGAGAACGAAACAAGGGGAAGAGAAGAGAGGGGAGUCUCACGGCAGCAGUAGUUCAGGAUCUGAGGAAGAGGAGGAGACGAGGAAGAAAACAAAGUGUAGCUCCAGCUGCUCCCACCCGUCCUCCCCAGCCUCCUCCUCUUCGUCCUCCUCUAGCACCUCCUCCUCCUCUUCCUCCUCCACUGACGAGGAGUCCUCGUGUAGUUCUGAUGAGGAGACCGCCCCCCCUGACCCUCUCCCCGUCUCCCCCCCUCCAACUACCCCACAGGUGGAGGAAGAGGAGGUAGAGGUGGAGGAAGAGGAGAAGGAGGAAGAGGAAGAAAUGAAGAAGUUGAAAAAGGCCGAAGAGGAAGAAGAAGUAUUAGAAGAAGAUGAACGUCCCUCCUCUCCUCCCCCGUCUAUCUCCCCGUCCUCCAAGCCAGCCAGGCCCCGGGGUCGUCCAGCCCGGCAGAAGAGCCAGGGAGGUGUGGGGUCGGUGAGCAGGCCGCGGCGCAGAGAGGGGGUUCACCUCCCCACCACCAAGGAGCUGGCUAAGAGACAGCGAUUACCGAGCGUAGAGAACAGACCCAAGAUCUCUGCUUUCCUGCCUGCCAGACAGCUCUGGAAGUGGUUCGGUAAACCCACACAGAGACGUGGUAUGAAAGGGAAGGCUAAGAAGCUGUUCUACAAGGCCAUCGUGCGAGGCAAAGAGAUGAUUGGUAUCGGGGACUGCGCCGUGUUUCUUUCAGCCGGUCGACCCAACCUGCCCUUCAUCGGGAAGAUCCAGAGCAUGUGGGAGAGCUGGGGAUCCAACAUGGUGGUCAGAGUUAACUGGUUUUAUCACCCGGAGGAGACCAACCCUGGCAAGAAACUACACGACAAGAAGAACUGGGAUCAGAUGUCGGGUCAGUCUCUUCCUUCAUCUCUGCUCUCCUCCAACCAGAGGAAAGACUUCAUGGAGCGGGCUCUGUACCAGUCGUCCCACAGCGACGAGAACGAUGUCCAGACGGUCAGUCACAAGUGUCUGGUGGUCGGCGUGUCAGAGUACGAAACCAUGACUCUGACGCGUCGCUACGCCGACAGCCAAGACCUGUACUACCUGGCCGGGACGUACGAACCCACCACUGGCAUGAUCUAUAACACGGACGGAGUCCCCGUCAUCUGACGGCGCCACACGCUAACGACACGCUAACGACCCCUUGACCCCGACCAAACGCCGAGGUCGAUCCUGUCAAGUCGUAACGUUUGAUCCGACGAAACGAAGAGAGAGACUACGGCCCGUAUUUACAAACGCUUGGAUCUUCUUUAUAAACUCACACACACACACACACACACACACACACACUUUUACCUGUAAAUACAAUACAAUAAUUCUAACACUCAUAGAUAUAUAUAUAUAUAUAAAAGACAGGAAGUGAUUUUAUUUACCAGGGAAGAUAUCAUCCUCACUGGACCGUAGCUGUAUGUCACAGUUUGUUUUUGAUGAGAGGAGGUCUGUCUAUCUGACCCAGACAUAUUACACUAACAUAACGUUAUAUGAGAGAGAGAGAGAGAGAGAGAGAGAGAGAGAGAGAGACAGAGAGAGAGAGAGAGAAAUAGAGAGACAGAGACAGAGAGAGAGAAAUAGAGACAGAGAGAGAGAAAUAGAGAGAGAGAGAAAUAGAGAGAGAGAGACAGAGAGAGAGAGAGAGAAAUAGAGAGAGAGAGAGACAGAGAGAGAGAGAGAGAAAUAGAGAGAGAGAGAAAUAGAGAGAGAGAGAGAGUCCUGUACUCUGAUUGGUGCCUGUCCUGUCUGGACCCGCCUACUCCCCCACGACCUUAUUACCUGCUGGUGUUAACAGGGUUCUGAUGACAUCAUGGUGUUGGAGAUAUUAUCAGUGUUUCUCUGGAGUGAAAACACUCUUAUUGCCCCUGUUCCUCAUCUAUCUGCCCCCCCCCCCCCCGACACACCCCAUGCGCAUUCGCCUUUGAGAGAGAGAGAGAGAGACAGAGAGAGAGAGAGACAGAGAGAGAGAGAGACAGAGAGAUAGAGAGAGAGAAAGAGAGAGAGAGAGAGAGACAGAGAGAGAGAAAGAGAAAUAGAGAGAGAGAGAGACAGAGAGAGAGACAGGUAGAGAGAGAGAGAGAGAAAGAGAGAGAGGCUGGUUCUUCCUCUGAUGUGUUCAGUAUGUGAUCUGUUCUUACAGUCCUGAUGUGUGUGGGGGGGGUAUUAUUAUUUAGAAAAUUCUAGACGUUAAUGUUUUGUAAAUGUCCUUGAGCCGAGGGGGGAGAUCAGAAUAUACUUUCUGCCCCUUUAAUGUUGUAGAAAUACAUUGUGAAGGAGGAGGUGGAGGAAGAGGAGGAUGGGGAGGAGGAGGAAGAGGAGGAGGGAAAAGGGUUUGUUUCUUUUUUUUACUGAAGCAAUCGACUUAAUCAGUGUUUCUCCCGAUAUCCAUUUAAGUAGAUCAAUAUUUUAUAGUUGAUCAAUAAAGAGAUAAAUCUA